This is a messenger RNA of Sarcophilus harrisii (Tasmanian devil), 4273 nucleotides long. It is a transcript of the gene COL8A2, whose product is annotated as collagen type VIII alpha 2 chain. The record is from RefSeq and is a predicted model, not a curated record. Bases 573 to 2678 code for a protein of 701 amino acids. Gene Ontology annotation, molecular function: protein binding. NCBI's taxonomy places the organism in Eukaryota, Metazoa, Chordata, Mammalia, Dasyuromorphia, Dasyuridae. The transcript is spliced from 4 exons.
UUCCUCCAUCCCUCCCUCCCUCUGUCCCGUCUAGCCUUCACCUCCCGCAGCAGGAGCCGUCUGCUCCUCUCGGGCUUGGGAGCUGCCCGCACUGCCCUGCUCUGCCCGACCUUGCCCUGCCCUGCCCUGCCUUGCCCAGCUCGGCCUUGCCCUGCCCUGCCAGGCCCUGGCUCGGGUCCGCUCGGCUCCUCUUUGCUCCCCGGGACCCGUGGUGCUCGCCCGCCUGCCCGGCCUGCCCGGCUAGAUCCCGUGGGUUCGGCUCGGCUCGGCUCUGUCGGACAUUCAGUAGUCCGAGCCGCAGUCUGCCUAAGAGGCUGAGGCACAGAGGUUGGAAGGGAGGGAGGCAGGGCCGCUGCGGGCCUCGGGCCGGGCUCCGCUGGGGCCCCGAGAGGCCCCAUGGGAGCGUGAGGAGCCCCGGGCCCGGCCCGACGGACAAACGGACACGGAGUGACAGCCCAGGGCCCAGGAGAGGUGCCAUCUCUGCGAAGAGUGCCCCAAUUCAAAGCAGAGCGAAUCGCCUUUAGAACCAGAGCUUGAGCCGGAGCCAGAGCCCAAACGGAGCGAGAGCCGCCAUGCCGCCGGGGCCCUCGCCCCCUUCCCUGCGGCUGCUGUUGUUGCUGCUGGUGACCGGGUUGUGGGCCGCAGCCGGAGGAGGGGCCGGUGGGGGAGGCUACGCGCAAGUGAAGUACGUGCAGCCCAUGGUGAAAGGACCAGCCGGGCCCCCCUUCCGGGAAGGCAAGGGCCAAUACCUGGAACUGCCACCACCAAUGCUGCCAAUGGAUCUGAAAGGGGAACCUGGACCACCUGGAAAGCCUGGCCCCCGGGGCCCUCCAGGACCUCCUGGUUACCCGGGAAAGCCAGGCACAGGCAAGCCAGGUCUGCAUGGUCAGCCAGGCCCCGCUGGCCCCCCAGGCUUCUCUAGGAUGGGUAAGCCAGGUGUCCCAGGUGUCCCAGGCAAGGUAGGCAGCAAGGGCGAACCAGGUCCCAAAGGUGAGCCAGGCCUUCGGGGGGACCAGGGCCUUCGAGGACUGCCAGGACCUCCUGGACUUCCAGGCCCAUCAGGCAUUGCUGUUACUGGCAAACCAGGCCCACAGGGCGCUCUAGGUCCACAAGGCUUUAGGGGGGAACCAGGCCCCAGAGGAGAGCCCGGACCUCGGGGGGAAAGAGGCCUCAAGGGAGAUAAUGGGGUGGGCACACCAGGCCAACCAGGUGUUCCAGGAAAUGGAGGUCCCCCUGGCCCUCCAGGACCUCCAGGUCCUAUGGGCUUGGGCAAACCUGGCCUGGAUGGCCUUCCAGGAGCCCCAGGAGACAAGGGAGCCACUGGGGCCCCUGGGGGACCAGGACAAACUGGGGAACCAGGAGCCCUGGGCCCAAGGGGUCCCCCAGGACUAGAUGGCAUUGGGGUACCUGGGGCAGUAGGUGUACCUGGGCCCCAGGGGCCUAUCGGUGCAAAGGGGGAACCUGGGAUCAGGGGCCUUCCUGGCCUGCCUGGCCCUACAGGCUAUGGGAAACCAGGGCUCCCAGGCCUCAAAGGGGAAAGAGGACCAGCAGGGAUCCCAGGAGGACUAGGUGACACAGGUGAGCCAGGAGAGGAUGGUGAGCCAGGUGAACCAGGACCUCAGGGCAUUAUGGGCCCUCCUGGCCUUCCUGGGUCCAUGGGAUUACCAGGGAGGCAUGGGCUACCUGGACCCAAAGGGGAGGCAGGGCCAAGUGGACCUCCAGGGGUGCCUGGGAUCCGUGGCGAUCAGGGCCCAAGUGGAAUUGUGGGAAAACCUGGAAUUGUUGGAGAAAGGGGAUUACCUGGAGCACAGGGACCUCCAGGGCCAAGCGGGCCCAAGGGAGAACCAGGCAUUGUUGGGCUUCCCGGGGGACCAGGUGCGGCAGGAGGGCUGGGACAGAAAGGGGAGGUAGGCCUUCCAGGACAGCCUGGCCUGAGAGGACCCUCAGGGAUUCCUGGGCUUCAGGGCCCAUCAGGUCCCAUCGGACCCCAGGGUCUUCCAGGCCUGAAAGGGGAACCAGGUCUCCAAGGUCCUCCUGGGGAAGGCAGAGUGGGUGAGCCAGGCUUAGCUGGACCUACAGGCCCCCCUGGCAUCCCAGGAAACCCAGGUCUCAAUGGCCCCCCAGGGCCUCCAGGGCCCCCGGGCCCCCCCGGCCCCCCAGGGGGGUUAGAUGAGAUGGGCAUCGCAGGGUUGCACUUGCCCAAUGGGGGGGUGGAGGGGGCAGUGCUGGGCAACGGCAGAGGGGCCAAACCGCAGUCUGGUCUCGGGGAGCUGUCCGUGGGUGUUGCCCCAGCUUUUACUGCUGUGCUCACUUCACCCUUCCCGGCUUCGGGGAUGCCCGUCAAGUUUGACCGGACACUGUACAAUGGGCACAGCGGGUAUAACCCUGCCACGGGCAUCUUCACCUGCCCCAUUGGUGGCGUCUAUUACUUUGCUUACCACGUGCACGUCAAGGGCACCAGCGUGUGGGUGGCGCUGUACAAGAACAACGUGCCAGCCACCUACACCUACGACGAGUACAAGAAGGGCUACCUGGACCAGGCGUCGGGCGGGGCGGUGCUCGAGCUGCGCACCAACGACCAGGUCUGGGUGCAGAUGCCCUCGGACCAGGCCAAUGGCCUCUACUCCACCGAGUACAUCCACUCGUCCUUCUCGGGCUUCCUGCUCUGCCCCACAUAACGGCCGGGGCCGUGGCCGCGCCUCCCCUCCCCACACCUGUCUUUAGUCGUAGUGUUAUUUUUUAAUGAAAAGAAAAGGAUUUGAUGGUUAGAGAGAAGACACUGGGAGAUGGCAGUGGCUAGAGGAGAUCGGCUUUCUUCUUCUGGCUGCCUCUGAAAGAGACUGGUUCCCAAGGAGGCUAUGCGAAGGUGGGACCACCUGCCCUCCCCGAUUCCUCCCGGGCUGGGGGCUGACCAUGGUGCCGGAUUGAAGGAAUGGCCGCUGACCAGCUUCAGAGAUGAUGAGCAUUAAUUCACACUCAGGGCAUGUGGCUCCUGGCUUCCAGGCCUUAAUUGGAAUUGCUCCACUCCUGUCCCAAGGAUUGGGGGACUCAUGGGCCUCCUGUGCACGUCUUGGGGCAGAGACUCACUGACCAUUCUGCCUCUCUCCAUCCCUGGGCUUCUCUUCUGAGUGGGUAAGAAGGGAGGGCUUCUCACACUCAGGCUGCACUGAGGAGUCAAAGAAGUUUCCUGCCCCAACCACCCCCAGCUGCCAGUGUGGGGGGCUUCUGGCUCCACUACAGGUUAUUCCAGAAGAGAGGAAGACAAGCCCCUAGAUACUUUUUGCCAAAGAUGCCAGAUGGCCCGGGUAGUGUCCCUUUAGGAACAAAGUGCAAUAGGCCGAUUUUCUGUACUGCUCACCAACUGCCCCCUAAGUAAUCCAAUAGAUGGUGAAUAGGGAUGAAACUUGAGGCUGGAUCAGGCGUCUUACAGGGCUUAAUAUCGCACUCGUCUUUACCUUCUUUAAUCUCCCACAACCCAAGCUCCUAUUGGAGGAAGGGAAGGGGAAAUGUGGAGACAGCGAUAAGAAAAAUUCACUGCCAAAGGGACUCUUAAAGGAAUAGGAAGACAAGGCACCCCGAUAUGGAGAGAAUGGAAAGGCACUUCCAAAGCCACUGCGUGGAUGGGGUACAGUGUAUCCAAUAUUGGGAUACUGCAAUAAACCUGCCUCCACCAGACCCAAAUAAAGUGUAUUUUAUGGGUAAGGCUCAGGCAUUGUAGCCCCUGCUCCUAAAGUCCUCAGACAAGGUCAGGGGAGCUACCAGUCUGUGGUAGAUUGACUGGAAUCUAGGUAUUUAUUGGAUUCUUUAUUCCCACCUCGCUUUCCUGAACAAGGGCCAUGAAGCAAGGGGUCAGGGGCCCUCUCCCUUUCAUUUUGAUGUUCUGCGUGAUCUUAGGGCCUAGAAAACUAAAUAGCAGAAAGACUGGACGGUAACAGAUGUUAGUCUUGGCAGCCACCUCUGGAAAGAGGAUAGAAGGCAGUCAGGUGGUUUUCUUCCCGACUUCUCAAGGGUAUGUUCACAAAAGGGGCAGGAGAGGAGCUUUUGCUGGUUCUCCCUGCCAGAGGGCUCACUCUUGGAUGAUUGGCUACAGCAUAUUCUCUUGUCACUAGUUCCAGUCUUAGCUUUGGAGGUGGAGAAGGGAAGGGAACAUGAUGGGGGACAGCUAGGCCAGUGGUUACUCCAUCCCACUGUGAAAAAGGAUUUCCCUUCAAAUUGACAUCUAAAUGCCCAGCAGCCCUAUAAAAAGGGAUCUAGUGUUGAUCCCUGCAAUCAA